Molecule: messenger RNA, 548 nt
Organism: Amoebophrya sp. A120
Lineage: Eukaryota; Dinophyceae; Syndiniales; Amoebophryaceae
Source: the annotation of a GenBank genome assembly
GUGGAUUUGAUCUUCACGUGGGGCGAAAAGCUAUGCACUGCAAAAGUAUCGUACUCGUAGUAAUUGCAAUGAUGCAUUACAAAUCUUUCUCUGAAGCAAAACCCGCAUUACAAAUUUCAUUUUUCAUGCUGAAACAGCCUAGGGCCAACACGAAACAGCCUACAUCUGUCCGAAACAGCCUAGGGCCAACACGAGCCAUACAUCUGUCCGAAACAGCCUAGGGCCAAGACGACGCCGUGAGGACGACCACAGGGGGUCCGUCUCAAUGAUGAUGAUGAUGAUGCUGAGGAAACUUGUAAUGCAUUUCUACGAAUGAUAAUGCGAUACUUUUGCAGUGCAUAAAAGCUCCCCGACCACUUGGCCGAGAAGUUUCGGGGUGUGUGUGCGAUCCGCGAACUGCUGAUCGCGACGGAGUAUUGGCUGUGUCUGUACCGGGACCCGUUUGAUGAGAUGCCCCUUGCAAGUACUGAAACGGGACAACUACAGUCGCAAGGCAGCACAUCAGCCCUUCGCUUCGUCCCAUCGCUGAACCUAGGUGUGAAAGUCGU